Molecule: messenger RNA, 9810 nt
Organism: Saccostrea echinata
Lineage: Eukaryota; Metazoa; Mollusca; Bivalvia; Ostreida; Ostreidae
Exons: 6
Coding region: 1-8826 (2941 amino acids)
Biological process (GO): regulation of transcription by RNA polymerase II
Cellular component (GO): nucleus
Molecular function (GO): DNA-binding transcription factor activity, RNA polymerase II-specific; RNA polymerase II transcription regulatory region sequence-specific DNA binding
Source: RefSeq, a predicted model, not a curated record
AUGAAAAAAGAUGAAACACAUCUGAUGAAAAAUUCGCAAGUGACAAUUGAAGAAACUGAAAAGAUCAUUCAAAACCAAGAGGUGCAACCAUCAGAUUCAGUAAAUGAUAAAGUUACCGAAGAUAAAGAGACUGAAAAUUCCUUAUCAUCUGAAGUUACCUUAGGUAUUCAGAAAACAACUUCAUCAGAUGAAACCACAGAAGAACCAGUGAACAAUGUCAAAGGCAGUGAUUCUGAAAUUAAUCCUACUGAUCAGAUUAUGAACCCUGUUUUACACACAGGUGAUAAAACCCUUGGUGAGGGAAGUAAGGGGUUAUCUGUUGUGCAACAAUAUGUGGAAGAGGAGGCAGAAAAGGAAAAGAAUGAUGAUGAAAGUAACAGUGAUUUGGGGCUUAAUUUUCCUGACACCAAUGAAAAUUUGAGUGAAAUGCCAGAGAAAGGUUCAAACGGAGAUGAAAAUGGUGAUAGUGAUGUUCAAAAAUUUGAUGAGAAAUCAAUAACGUCCGAAGAAAAAUCUGUUGAAGUAAUGAAGGAUACAGACUGUGAGCAGAGAGUUGUCAUGUCAGAGGAUAAUGUAGAUGAAAAUCAGGAUGUUCAAGAAAAAGAAUUUAGCAAUGAAGAGGAAACUACAACACGUUCAGCAGAAGAAAAGGAAAAGAUAUUCGAUCAGAUACAACAAGAAAGUGAAGAAAGGGUUGAAUUGCCAGAAAAUCAAAUCUCUGAAUUGGAGAUAGAUGGUGAAGAUUCACAGAGUCUUGUAAUAGAUAUUGAAGAAAACAAUGAAUCAGAUGUCCCAAGAACAGAAAACAAUGAACCAACUCAGACAGAAAGUAAUUCGAUUGAUGAAGAAAAUAAUGCAAAGAUAGAAACUAUUGACACAGUUAGGAAGCAUGAUGAAAAUAAAACAGUUAUUUCUGUAGAUGAAAUUGGAGAUAAGAAUGAAGCGGCUAAUCAGAAAGACAAUAAUGGCAGUACUAAAUCUGAAAAAGAGUCUGCAGAUGAUGUUGAAGAAAUACAGACACUUUUGCAAGAAUUUGUUAAUUCAUCUAGUAAGUCUCAGCUCUUACCCGAAAGUGGCAAAACAAGCACUGACCAAACAAGAGCUCAGUCAGGUUCUUCACAAAAGAGAACUACAGAAGAUGCUUGGUCAACUGUUGGAUUAGUAAGGUGUCCUCACUGUCUUUUCACAACUGACCAGAAAGAUUUGCUUGACACCCAUAUGUCUUCUUGCAAUAAACAAAAAACAAGGAGAGAAGAAAUUCACCUUAUGUAUUCAGCAGAUGGAAAAUACGGAUGUAAAAAUUGUCUCUUUGUUUCACCACAAAGAAAAAAAUUUGAGGAACAUGUGGCUUUUCAUAUUCUUGCAGACCCAUAUAUUUGCCUUUCAUGCAUGACAACCUAUGAUUCAAAAAAAGAUAUAGAAAAGCAUGUGAAAAAAUUGCAUUCAAACAAAAUGGUUAAGUGUGGCUUAAGAGGAUCCAAGAAAAUCAACAAAAUCAUAGAGGAACUUUACACUAAAAAAGAAAUAACCUUUUUUGGAAGGCAGCUUAACAAGAAAAUGUUAAUGUCCAUGAUUGAUCAAAAAGAGGAAUCUUCACAAAUUCCAGCAAAUAAAGAGUCAACAGCUGUAAGCCAAUUGCCAAAAACUGUUGAGGAAUUAGAAAACAAGAUUGCGAAAGAAAGACCCAGUACCACAACAAUUCUUUCUGUUCCUAAUCUGUCAAAAGUUAAUCAGCCUCCAAGCAUCAUUUCUCGAAAACCAGUAUUGUCUGCAAGCACAAUUUCACCCGGUAUAUCAAAAACAAGAGCUAUUGCAAUAACAAGUACAAGUUUGCCAGUGAAUGUGACUUCAGUUCCUCAGGCAGUUAUUGCUCAGCCAAUGCCAUAUCAGGGGCCAGCUGUUGGAGGACCAGUUUUAUGCAAUGUUGUCAGAAGCCAACCUCAGCCAGUGAUAUUUGUUCCAGUAAAUUCAGUGCAAGUUCCACUUCACCAGCAGAUACGUCCAGGAACUGUUAUGACAGGUCCAUAUUCGCUUCAGACAGGAAAGGGACAAAUUGGUUCCAGGCUAAUCCCUGUAAGCAGACCCCCAGUUGGCCAGUUUGUAAAUAUCAGUCCUGCUCCACCAAAUGCUAAUGCUGUUAUAUCAAACAACCAAACACAAAGAUUAAUUGUGGUUCCUGGAACUAACCCCCCAGUUGCAAGUGUUCAUCAAACCAAAAGCUUUGCUCAGAAUAACCAAGGACAGAAAAGCCUUCCAACCAAGUUUGAUAUGCCAUCUUCUGAUUCUAAUGUGAAAAAGAAACAAUUGGAUUCUGUCUCUUCUGGAAUUAACGGGGAUUCUGCCUCAUUGAAAUUAUCAAUUAAAGAUGAUGGUAAUUCAAAUAAACCAGAUCAUCAACUACUGUUCAAAAAGUCAGGAAAUACAUACUCAUGUAAAAGUUGUGACUUUAAAUCUGAUUUGGAAGAAAACUUCUUGAAACACAUAUGGACACACAUACACCCAAAUAUGUGUAAAUUGAGAGAACACUUUGAAUAUAAACCUAGCAUAUCAUGCAAACUGGUGUCUAAAAUUAUGCAUGGAUUAAGAUGUGCUGCAGCAGCAGCUGAGGCACAAAGAAAGUUAUCAUCUGAAGCCAAGAAAAUUAUGCAGGCAUCGGAACAAAUUGUUCUAAGCUCUGAUGAUGAGGAGGAGGACAGUCAUGUAAAAGAACUUCUUCCAGUUGUCCAACCAACUUCAAGUAUUGACAAUUCUGAUUUGAACAAUGGUGAAAAUGAUCUGCAAAUUAGAAUAACCAGUACAUUUAGCUUGAGUGAACCUGCAUGCAAUGUAUCAGAACCUGAAAAUGAAGAUAAUAUUGAUCAAACAGUGAUGCAUGCAGAUGAAGAAGACGAGGAAAGUAGAAUAGCAAGGAUAGGUUUUGAAAAAGAAAUGUUCAGAGAUUUGUCUCCGGAUAGAGAAUCAUCAGAUGAAGUAGGUGCAAUAAAAGAUUCUGAAUUAGAAAAAACAAAAAGUAUGGACCAUCCUGAUGGAAGCAAAAAAGCACCAUUUGAGGAUGGGCUUAGUAGAGAUGAAGAGGUAACUGCAGAUGAAUCACGUGAGAAUAAUGAAGUAGAAUCAAGGCUCUUUGAAGAAAGAUGUGAUUCUUCAGUAAAUGGAAAUCAAACCAGUGAGUCGACCUGUUUAAAAGAACAAGUUGAAAAAGUAGCCAAGGCAGAUGAAAACAAGGGGAGUGCUUCAACUAUGAAAUUUUAUCAGUGUGGAUUUCAGGGAUGUGGAUUUGCUGGAUUAACCUCAACAGACUUCAGGGAACAUACUCUAAACAUGCAUUCGGGUGCUAAAGAAUUUAAAUGUGCACACUGUGGUCACAAAAGCUAUACUGAUGAAUGUCAUUUCCGACACAUAUUUUGCCAUGCCAAAAAUCAGUCAGGAUUGCUGUUUAAAUGUGGAGAUGGCUGCAAGUAUGCUACCAAUAUUUUAAAACACUUCAAGGAGCAUUUAGAAAAAGUUCAUUCAACACUGCAGUCUUACAUGUGUUCCUCAUGCAAGGAAGUGUUCAACAGCAUUGAUGAACUCAUUGGCCAUUGUGAAGCUAAUAAACUUCAGUUUGUCUUAUGUCCAUAUUGUACAACACGAGAUCCAAAUAGAAGAAUCAUUCUGAAGCACAUUUCUACCAUCCAUCCAGGCAAACCAAGACAGAUUACUGUUACAGCACAACUUAUUUGUCAAGAAAGGGAAUUAAAUUCCUACACUGCACCAAAACCUGUAUCUCCAGAACCUAGACCCAUUUCACCAGUGCCAAAUAAUGAACACCAAAAGGAGAAUUCACCAGAACCUUUUACUAAUAAUCAAGCAAUUAAAAUUGAGAGAAGAGAAAGUUCUGAAGAAAAUGAAGCACCAAAACCACAUGAAAACCAUGAGGCUGAAGAACCUUUUGUUAGUAUGAAUACUGUUGGAGAAUUUGAAGAAAAACAGCCUGUUGAGAAGAUAGGAGUUAAGUUGGGAAUAGGAUCUUUACUGCGAUGCAGCAAAUGUUCCUACUUGGCUGGAAGCAGUUCACUUCUUAGGAGACACAGGCUUCAACACAUCAGACCCAAUGACAGAAGCAGGCCAUUUUGUUGUACAGUCUGCCCAUCUUCAAGUGACUCUAUUGUGAAAUUUGAAAGACAUAUUAAUCUUCAUGAAGGUCAUCACGAAAUUACCAUUUAUAUGUGUGAGCUAUGUAAUUACCAAACUAAUAUCAGAGAAAAAAUUGGUAACCAUUUGCAAAAAAGCCAUAGAGGGGCAGAUUGGCUUAAGGAUUUUAAAUCGAGACUGUUUAAAACUACCGUGAAUGUGUAUGCUUGCGAAAUAUGUGAGAAUAUUUACAAGUCAAAGAGAGAAUAUGUAGCACAUGUAUCAAGGCACAAGUCAGGAAAAUUUAAAGGUUCGAACAUGGAUGCAUCUAUUGACAAACAUCACUGUGAUUGCUGUUCAUUCAGUUGUGAUGACAUAGAUAGUUUUAUUCAGCAUACAAGUAUUCAUUUGAUGGUGACUAAGUCAUCAGCUGCAGGGGAAGUCAAGCAAAAACAAAGAAUAGAAUUUACUGGUCCAAAAAAAACAUAUUAUAUUCCACCAGGAAAUGUUUUCAAAGAUUUUAUUCGGUGUUGUGAGUGUCCGUUCAAAACAAAAACAAGACUAGAUUUACUUAGACAUGUAAAAAGUCAUCCAAAUUUGGAACCAAAGAUGAGAAAGGGUAUUAGGAAGGAAGCAAAUCCCCAGGAAAAAUCCACAAGAGAACUUAUAAAGUUUCAAUUUGGAAAAAGAAAGAAUGGUUCUGAGAAUGAAACUAAUAAACGAUUGAGAACAAUGGAUUCUAGUAGUGAAAGUGAGGAAGAUGUUGAUGUUGAAUCUGAUUUCCUUGUUCCAAAGAGGAAGCAAGUUGCAGUUAAGUCAACAAGUGGAGCAAAUAUAAAGCUGUCAAAUAUGUUUUUCUUAGGUGGAGAUCUACUGCACAAGAAACUUCAGCCUUGCUUUUCUAAGGAAGAAGAUGAACCUAUGUUUCAAUGCAUUAUGUGCAGUGACGUUUUUGAAGAUAAAUACACCCUCCACAAGCACAUCUUAGAGCACAUGAAUAUUUCGUUUUACAAGUGUAAUUAUUGUGAACAUGGGGAACUUGAAAAUUCUUCAAUGGUUACACACAUUCAAAAAACACAUCGGAAACCAAUUCAACACUCAAAGGUGAAGUUAGAGGAUAUUGAAGAUGAAAUAAAUAGAGCAAUCCACAGUAUGAAAGCAAAAGAAUAUUGGGGUGAGAGUGAAUCCAUUCCAGAUGAGAAACCUAUUCUAAACAUUCCAGUUAUUUCACCUCCUGCAAAUCAAGAGUCAGAUGGAUCUGCAAACAGACAUGAAGCCACUUCUACAAAUGUUUCUUCUCCAAUUAUUUUGAAACAGCCAGUGUUGAAUGAAAAACUGCCACCAACUCCUGAAAAGAACAAACUGCCAGAAUGCGUAAUUUCCAUUGGAAACAAUUUUAAGUGUGUUGCUUGUAAUCAACAGGCCAUCCAGUCAUACAUCUUGGUCAGGCAUGCAAUGACACAUUGCUCAAGGAAAAGAUUUGUUUGUCCAUACUGUGAUGAUAAAAGAUCUCAUUACAAGUCAGAUAUUUGUAAGCACAUACAUAUGAAACAUAGAGGAGAGGAAGUUAGAGUUUCUUACGACAAGACUGAUGUGGAGUUGGAUUCUCAGUACAUUGCACCCAACUUGAUGCAACAAAUUCUGGAUAGUCCUGAUGAAGAAUCAAGGGUUAUUUCAGCUGAGAAUGAAGAAGUGGGAGAUGUCAAAGUAGAGAUCAAAACUGAGGCAGAUACCAGAGAAAUAGAGAGCAAUGACAGAAAAGGGAAAAAAGUUGUUGUAGGAUAUAGAUCAGUUUACAAAUGUUUGCUUUGUAAGAUGACAUUUAAAGGAAAAAGAAAAAUAUAUAAACAUAUCCGUGAAACCAAAUGCAAGAGACCCAUAUGGAGAUGUUCAGCUUGUAAAACCAGAAAAUUUAAAAGUGACAAGGAAAAGGUGAUUAAAGACCAUAUAAAAGAUGUACAUAAGCUCAAUGGAGAUGCAAAGCCUGUAUUAUGUGCUAUUAAUGGCAAGAUUAGAAAACAUACUAUGCCUAUAACUGUCAUGAAACAAGAGCAAGAAAUGAACAAAAUUCAGAAUACAGAGGAACUUGCAAGUGAAGAAACAGUGAAAGAAAAAGAAUCUAAAGGGGCUAUAGCAACAGUCUUAAAAAAAGGAGAUUCAUGGAAAUGCUCAAACUGUAGUUACACAACAAAUGCAAGAGGUAAUUGUGUGCGUCAUACAUAUACACAUGCUUUGUUUAAAAAGUUCGGAUGUCCAACAUGUUCUUUCAGAGCAAAAUGUAGCCGAGGUGUGAAAAAUCACAUGCAAAAUUGCCAUCCUGGAGAGAGAAUCCGAUUCAAGAUAUAUACAGAAAAUAGCAAUUCUCCUAAAAAAUCUUGCCAUGUUGAUAAAAUCAAACCGAAAGAGAAAGUGAUUUGGACACCACCACAGCCAAUUUCAUUCCAGUGCCAAGAGUGUGGAUUUAUUUCUGAACGGAAAUCUAGCUUAUCUAAACACAUUAAUGCAAAAUGCUUCACUCCUCUCAAAGGAUGUUCUGAGUGUGAUUUUACCAGUAUAAAUGAAGAAAACAUAGCAGAGCAUGUGAAAAAUUCCCACAAAACGGCAACAGUUACUGAUUUACCUUUAAGUGGCAAGAUUUUAACUUUGUUUUCCAAUGAGAGUGAUAAAUUGCCAAAAUCAUCCAAAACAGAUGAAGAAGAGACUGGAAAGAAAAAAGGUCGCUUCCAUUUAAGAGUAAAAACGUUAGCCAAAUCACCAAUAUCUAAACCUCUGUCAACUGAAAUGAAAAUGUGGAGUGAAGAAAAUGAACAACAGAGUAUGAAUUGUCCAGUUUGUAAUGAAGAUUUUUAUGACCUCAGGGCAUUCAGAGACCACUUUGUGAACAAGCAUAAAGAAAACAAACUUUUAUGUGGUGAAUGUGAGGAAUAUGCUGCACAUCUACCUUCCCUGUUGUUUCGCCAUGCACGUCUCUUCCACAGCCAAACAAAAGUUAAAGAUUUGAAGUUGAAGGCAAUAUCUCAAAAGACUAUUCAGGAAAAGGGAUUGGAUAAACGUCCUUGUAUUUUGUAUAGAUGUCCAAAAUGUGGAAAAAUAUCGGAGAGGGGCCCAUUGAGAAAACAUAUGUACACCCAUUACAAUUACAAUCCAUAUCAGUGUAACCAUUGUGACAUGAAGUGCAAAAUGUCAAAGAAUAUCAGAGUGCACCUAAGCAAAAUCCACCCUGACAAAUCAACCACUGAAUAUACAUUCUGCAAAAAUGAGAAGGUUGAAAAAGAGAUAACAAACUUGUUAGACUUGAGCAGAUAUCAAACAUUGACAAGAAAGACAAAAAUGACUAAAACUAUGUCAAAAAAGGGAGAAUCUGCCUCUUUGCAAACAAUUCCAAAACUGAAAAUAAAGAAAGAAGUUCUAGAGAACCAGGAGGAGAAUGGGGAAUUGGAAGAAGAGGAUGAUGAAGAUGGUGAAGAGGAAGAAUCAUCAGAAGAAGAUGAAGAACCAAGAGGAGACUUGAAAAACAUGUUCAGCCCUUGCCACAAUUACAAGGUGGAAUUUGACAACCGCAGACAGAAGACCAUCUACAAGUGUAGCAUAUGUCCAUACCAAAGUACUGUUAACAAAACUAUUGUUACCCAUUUUUACCACCACGUUCCUCAUGUCUUCAAAUGUCCAUACUGUGAUUUUCAGUGCUAUCCCAGGUCAAAGAUUGCAAAUCACAUAGUAAAGCUGCACCCAGGCAAAUCAGUUCAUGUGGUUGAUUUAAGGCAACGGAUGGGUAAUCUUAAGUUUAGAAAUUAUGAAAAAAUGGCAUCUGCAGCAAAGACAAGAAUGAAGGAGCAAAGUAAAAAAUUGAGAAUGAAAUUUGACAAAUCAGCACCAAGGAACAAAGAAGCUCAACAAACAAACUCACGGAAAAGAAAGGAAAGAGAUGAUGGCGGUGGUGGUGGCGCAGACAACUUCAAAGACACAGGAAAACUGAUGUAUAACUGUAACUUUUGUGAUCACAGAGCAAGUGGCCUUUAUCAUUAUCGGCAACAUUUGGCAACUCAUGAUGGCUUUAAAUACCUUGUUCCUGGGACUCAGAUAGAAUCAAGAUUAAAAUGUGGCUAUUGCUCAUACUUAGCAGUAGAUGAUGAGGAUUUUAAUGCGCAUGUGGAUUAUCAUUUUGCCACACGACCAUUCUCUUGUCCUUAUUGCACAUUUUCCCAGUAUACUGCCAGUGCAAUAACAAACCAUAUAAAGAGAUCACAUCCAGGAAGACCAAUAGAUGUUGUCAAGGAGAGUGAUAGUAGUUGUCUUAACAGCCAAGAAAUGGAAACUAAAGCUAUGUUAGUGAAUAUGGAACCUAAAGUGAAACUUGCAGAUAUUUUCACUAUGGAUCCAGAAGAGUUUGAAAAACUUCUGAACAAUUGUGCAGUUUGUGUGAUUGACCUAAAUUAUAUCCCUGAUGAAAAGUUCGAUGCUGUGUCAAAAACACUUGGGUUAGAGAAUGCAGAAAAUGAUGAUGAAGAUGCACCUCCUGCUAAAAAAAUGAAGAAAGAACCAGGAUGUGAUGUUGAUAAUGGAAACGCUAAAUUAGAUGAGUCUGGUGAUUUGGAAACAAUGAUAGCAAAUGGUGAAAUAAAAAUUGAAGAAAAUCAGAAAUAUGAAGAUGUGAGUGACAGUGAAUUAGAUGUUGCUGAUGACAUAUCUUAUGAAGAUUUAAGCGAAGAUUAGAACAAUCCUACAUGUAGCGAUUAAUUAUUGUCAUUUUAUUUCUUGAAAUUUUCAGUGUUGCAUCAUGAUUUUUGCACAAGAUCUUAAUGUACAGUAGCUCAAAAUGUGGAUCCAUCAUCUCAUUUUGAUAUAGAUAUUAAAUGGAAGAAUAAUUUAGGGGUCAGUGUAUGAGGAGACUGUUAUGGAUUGAUAGAUAUAAAUUUCCUGCAAAUCAUGUUUUAUGGACAGUGAUGUCACACAGAAGCCUUUUGUGUUUGGUCUAUUCUGUAUCAAGAUUUACGACUGUGUAUAUAUUUUUUCAGUAAAAAAAAACUCAAUAGUGCCUAUAUAUUGUGAUAGAGAAACCUGCUACUUAAAUUGUUACGCCAAGGUCAUGAAAUAAGCAGACGUUAUAAAACUCCAGCAUGAUUUAUUAUUUCAAGUAUAUUCAUUAAUCUCGAAUUAUUAAAUAUUUGAUUGUAUUGCUUAAAAGAUUAUUUUGUUGUUUAGACACUUUGCAUUGUAUAUAGGUAAACACAUUUUUAACCCAUAUGUUUGUUAAAUCAAGGAUUAGUACUACUUAUGUACAGGCAUUAUAACAUUUUAUUAGCAUGUUAAUGGAUCAGUAUUCCUAUUUUUUUAAGAACUGCUAUAUAGGAACUUGAUAAAGAAAUCUAAACAAAUAUAAUGUUGUGAAAACUCAAUUUCUACCAUUUAUUGCAAUGCUGUUGUAGAUAUAUCUAUAAAUUGAAAAUCAGUUAUAGUAUCAUAAGUUGCAUGAAUUAAAAUAUUGAACCAGAUUAUCAAUAACCUUGCUGUUUAUAUUGAUAGAUGUCGCUGUAUGUAUGUGAAGCAUGCGUGUAUACAAUAUGGACACGUUACUUGAUUUCCUGCUGAUUCCUAUGUUAGGAUUCUGAUUGUGUCUGGAUUUCCUGCUGAUUCCUAUGUUAGGAUUCUGAUUGUGUCUUGAUUUAUUGCAUCAUCAGUAAACCAAUAGAAAAAUGA